This is a messenger RNA of Hydatigera taeniaeformis, 192 nucleotides long. Lineage: Eukaryota; Metazoa; Platyhelminthes; Cestoda; Cyclophyllidea; Taeniidae. The record is from the annotation of a GenBank genome assembly.
AUGCAGUUUCAAACGGAUUGUCAACAUCUAAGUCCCUAACAUUCCCUCUUUCUGAGUUCCCGCCAUGCUGCAACAACUCAUGAUAUUGUCUUUCUGAGUCACCGUUGCUAUUUGCGCUCAUUGAUCUCUCAGCACGCGCAUGCUUUCCUUCAUCGUUGUUUUUCCACGUGGUCUUGUUCCCUCACUCACUAA